AUCAGGACCCGUAUUUCCGCUCUGGUUGUAGUUCCGUCUCAUAACAGCAGCCGUCAGUCUACUGCUAACUCCGUUAGCCUCCGUUAGCUCCCAGUUAGCUCCCACUUUCACCGCCUGGAGUCCGCUCGGUAACUCUACGAUGACGCCGCGGAGAGGACCCGCUAGCUGCUAGCUGCCAGCUAACUCCGCUGCUCCAUUACAGCUUAAUUAGCAUUAGCCGCUAAUUUAGCGACAUCUUUCUAUGUGCUAAUAGUGCUAACCGGCUAGCCGCUGCGUCUCCGAGUCCGAGUGUUUAUUUAUUUGUUUGUUUGUUUGUUACAAGAAAACACGGAGGAGGAGCCGUUAGCAUGGACACACAGCUGCGGGGCAAAUAACAGUGUCGUCUGUGUGAAGAAGUUGAGUCCAUCAGCUCUCAUCAGCUGACCUGAGGUCAGCGGUUACCUUCACUCUGAGGGCUCGUGCCAGCAGCCAUGCUCACCUAGAACCAGCUGUUUGUUUGUGCAGUGUGAGCUGAAUAAACCAGAGACAGAAAUCAUGUCUGACAACCAGGCCAACAACAACAACGUCCCUCUGAACAACAACAACAACAACAACAUGGGACCCAACAGGAUCCGAAACCCCAACAUCAACCAGAACCCUCUGAUCAAUGUCCGGGACCGCCUCUUCCACGCCCUCUUUUUCAAAAUGGCUGUCACAUACGCCCGGCUGUUUCCCCCGUCCUUCAGGAGAGUCUUUGAGUUCUUCGUCCUGCUCAAAGCGCUCUUCGUCCUCUUCAUCCUCGCCUACAUCCACAUCGCCUUCUCUCGGUCGCCCAUCAACUGUCUGGAGGCGGUGAGGGAGCGCUGGCCUCGUGACGGCAUCCUGCGGGUGGAGAUCCAGAGGAACUCCAGCCGAGCCCCUGUCUUCCUGCAGUACUACGACUCCACGGGCCUUCAGGAGGAGCUGGAGGCUGAGGAGGCGGGAGCAGGAGGAGUGGCGGGGCUCAGCCUGGCAGCGCUGCAGGAGGAAGAGGAGGAUGAGGAGGAGAUGACCCUGGAGAUGUUUGACAACAGCUCAGUGCAGUUUGAGCUGGACAUCGAGCCUCGUCUGAAGCCGUCUCUGAUUGGAGGAGGUGUUGGCGGAGGUGGAGGAGCAGGGGGAGGAGGAGGAGUGAACGACAGCCAGGAUGUCUCCUUCAGCCAGACCACUAAAGGUAUGCAGCCACUGCAGGACUCAGUGUCUGAGCUGGAGAUGAUGACCAGAGCAGUGUGGCCUCAGGAGGAGUACAUCGUGGAGUAUUCUCUGGAGUACGGCUUCCUGCGUCUGUCUCAGAGCACCAGACAGAGACUCAACAUCCCCGUCAUGGUCGUCACUCUGGAUCCGAUGAAGGACGAGUGUUUUGGUGACGGCUUCAGUCGUUUUCUGUUGGACGAGUUUUUGGGCUACGACGACAUCCUGAUGUCCAGCGUGAAGGCGCUCGCUGAGAACGAGGAGAACAAAGGGUUCCUGAGGAACGUGGUUUCUGGAGAACAUUACCGCUUCGUCAGUAUGUGGAUGGCCAGAACCUCGUACCUGGCCGCCUUCGUCAUCAUGGUCAUAUUCACUCUGUCAGUGUCCAUGCUGCUCAGAUAUUCUCACCACCAGAUCUUCGUCUUCAUCGUGGAUCUUCUUCAGAUGUUGGAGAUGAACAUGACCAUUGCCUUCCCAGCAGCCCCUCUGCUCACCGUCAUCCUGGCUCUCGUUGGCAUGGAGGCCAUCAUGUCGGAGUUCUUCAACGACACGACGACGGCCUUUUACAUCAUCCUCAUCGUCUGGUUGGCCGAUCAGUACGACGCCAUCUGCUGCCACACCAACACCAGCAAGCGCCACUGGUUGAGAUUCUUCUAUCUUUAUCACUUUGCCUUCUACGCCUAUCACUACCGCUUCAACGGUCAGUACAGCAGCCUGGCCCUGGUCACCUCCUGGCUCUUCAUCCAGCACUCCAUGAUCUACUUCUUCCACCACUACGAGCUUCCUGCCAUCCUGCAGCAGAUUCGGAUCCAGGAGAUGCUGCUGCAGAACCAGCAGGCGGGUCAGAACAACCAGACGGCCCUGCAGGACAACCUGAACAACAACAACAGUGGUGCUGCAGCUGCUGCUGCUGCAGGAGGACCAGGACCUGACAACACCUCCUCCCAGCCUGGACCUCAACCUGAUCCACACUCCUCCUCCUCCACAGCACCAGCAGGAGCAGCAGCAGCAGCAGCAGCAGCAGCAGGAGGGGACGUGAGGUCGGAGCUGAACUGGGUUGCUCAGACAGCCGCCAUCAUCACUGAAGCUCUGUCCUCCUCCAGCCAGCACUCCUCCCCCCAUGCUGCUGACGGAGGAGGGGCCUCUGGAGGUCAGGGGUCAGCAGGAGCAGCAGAGGUCAGUGUGGUGGCUGAGUUCUGGAUGGCAGGAGGAGGUGCAGCAGCGGCAGCAGGAGGAGGUGGAGGAGGAGAAGGAGGAGGAGAAAUGGAUCCAAAUGUUGUUUCAGUUGAAAUUAAAACCACAGCAGGAGGAGCUGAUCCUCCAUCCGGCACUCCAAUCAGAGGGCUGCAGGUGGUGGAGGCGGGGCCCUCAGAGGAGGUGAGGCUCUCAGAGGAGGUGGGGCCCUCAGAGGAGGUGGGGCCCUUAGAGGAGGUGGGGCCCUCAGAGGAGGUGGGGCCCUCGGAGCCGACCCCCCCACAUACAGACUGCCCCCCCUCACAGAGUCCAGGUAGAGACUGGGACAGCAGACAGAGCCCGUCCUGAGAGUCCAGAUGUAGUCCUGACAGGUGCCUCAGUCCGUCAGCUGAUCAGGGUGAUUGAUUAGUGACCGAUCAGGAGCCGAUCACUGACCCAACAGUAGAAUCCUCCAUCUGAACCAGUCAAACACACGUUUUUAUUUCUUAUUGAAACAAAUAUUUGAUUGAUUGACUGACUGGUGAGUUCAGAGUGUCCCAGCCUGAGGGUCGGGGCCCCACAGGAGGUCACAUGAUUCAUCUGUGGGGUCACAUGAUUAAAGUGAUUUAUUACUUUGAGAAAAAUGAAAAACAAACCGGUCGUGGGGACAGAAACCCAGAGUGAUUAAAAAUCUUCUGUCACAAAUAUGAAAAAACCUUCUGUCACAAAUAAAAAAGAUAACUAAUCAACUAUUUAAAGGCCGUCUGUGUUGAAACAUCCAUUCAGCAGAAAGUGACGUGUGUUGCCACAGUUAGCUGUGAACAUUAGCAUUAGCUGAGCUGAGUUUGUUUAUCACAGCUCAGAAUAUCCUGCCGUGAACACCACGUCGGUUCAGAUCUGAAAGUCACACAAUAACACAAACAUACAGCCACUCUGGUGUUCUGUCGGCUAAAAUUCACGUUUUUGUCAAUGGAGUCUGGUGGCCCUGAAGAGAGAAUAGAUAACGGCUUCAGCUCCUGUCAGAGAGAUCCGUCUGACAGCAAGGUAAAGAGGAGAAAAUGUUAUAAAUAUAACAUACAUUUAAACUGAUAUUAAUUUUUUUUUUCCUAUUCAUCUGCAGCCCGUCCACAGCAGAACAUACGACUCUCUUCGAAGCCACCAGACUCCUUUGACAGAAAUGGUCAUUUUAGGAGCUGUUAGUGAGUUUGUGUUGUGUAACUUUGUGUCUCUGAUCUGAACUAAAGUGGCGUCCACAGCAGGACAAUCUGCACUCUGCUUCUCCAAACAGGAAACGCACCGACACGCCAUCUGGAGAUAUAUGUAGCAACACAAACCUACAGUCAUGGAAAAAAUGAUUAGACCACCCUUGUUUUCUCUAAUAUCUAUUAUAUUAUAAUUAUAACAACUAAAGGUACAUUUGUUUGGACAAAUAUAAUGUUAACAACAAAAAUAGCUGAUAAGAGUUUAAUUUAAGAGCUGAUAUCUAGACAUUUUCCAUGGUUUUCUUGAUCAUGAUUUUGGUUAUUAUCAAGAAAACAAUGGAAACAAAUGUACUUUUAGUUGUACCAGGCAUUAAAUGAACAAUAAACUGAAGAAAACAAGGUGAUCUAAUCAUUUUUUCCAUGACUGUACAUCAGGUCAUGUGGGGGAAAGUUUCACAAGGGCUUGUUGGGAAAAUAACAUUUUAAUGCUGAAACAUAUUGGACCAAAUAUUUGGAUUCCUUAAGACGACUGGGAAGAUACAGAGUGAUAUAAAAACUUUUAAAGAAUAAAUAAAUAAAAAGCUGUGCUUUAAAUGUUCUGCCAAUUCACUGAUUGAUUAAUUAAUGAGUAAUAGUUUCAGCUGCAGAUAAAAUAAUUCCAAAUAAAGAGGCCUCCAGUUUCUAUAAAAAUCAAUAAUUGAGAGGAUCUUCAGUUUGUUGAAAUCUUUUCUUUAUUAAAUCUUCGUGUUGAGACUCAAACCAGCAGUGAAUGUAUCCGCCUGAUGUCUCUUCUUCUGUACACCAAAACAUCCCCAGCCUUCCUGUCUCCAACAGGAACCAGUGAGACAGACACGAUCAGUUAUUGAUCAGCCCUGAUUCUGACAGACUGAAGCACAAAACUGUGUUGAUUUUUAUUUUUUUGUUUCCAUCUGCUUUUAUUUUGAAGAAAAAGACUCUUUGAGCGCAGAAAGUGGUUUUGGAGCGUCGGACUGAUGGGUCAGGACUUCCUGUCAGAAUGGAUGCCUUAUCAAUAAUCAAUAAUCCUCAGACUGUCUGUGGACGCUUCAGAGACGUCGGCAGUGAAGCGAGAUGAUUGGUUGUGCAAUAUGACGUCACGCCUCAGGCCCCGCCUCCCGCCAGAGGGCGUGGCCUGUCACUGUGAUGCGUUCAGGGGACCGAAGGCAGAAAUGUCUGCCGGUGCGUUCAGGUGCUCCUCAUCAGCUGGUUAAUGUCGCCGUUGACUCUCAUCGUGUCACCUCAAAGGGUUUAUUACAUUUCAGUAAAAACGUUCAUAAAGUGACGGAGCAGAGCGAACAAACCUGCACACAGAACAUAAAAUUAUAUAUAUUAUAAAUAUACUUAUAUAUAUAUAUAUAUUAACCAUAAUAUAUUAUAAUUUAACAUGUUAUUAUUUGUACAGUGAUCUAUAUUGUUGUACAGUAACACAUCCAACAGAAGUUUCAGAAAAUAAAGUUGAUAUUUUAGAAAUGCGUGAGAUUGAUCAGAUAUGAUUGAGUAUUGAUCUAUUAUCUGAUGAGUCACAUGACCUGUAACCCCAGAGGAGUCACCUGAACGCACCGUGAACCAGGUGAUCAGCAGUGAGCUGUUUGUUGUUGUUUGUUUGUUUUUUUCAGAUGUCUGUGUGUGUUGUGAGGGGGCGGAGCCUGAAGUGUGACAUCACAGACAUAUGGCCAGGUUUAUUUUUUUCUUCGUGCCUCUCUGCUGGAUGACUGUAGCCUCAUUAGUUGAUCUGAAGCCUGAAACUCAUCUAACUGUAUUUAACUGUAAAACCAGUAAAACCAGUGCACACCAUCA
This is a messenger RNA of Centropristis striata (black sea bass), 5399 nucleotides long. RefSeq names its product transmembrane protein 259 (gene tmem259). Gene Ontology annotation, cellular component: endoplasmic reticulum. The record is from RefSeq and is a predicted model, not a curated record. The transcript is spliced from 12 exons. Gene Ontology annotation, biological process: positive regulation of ERAD pathway; response to endoplasmic reticulum stress. NCBI's taxonomy places the organism in Eukaryota, Metazoa, Chordata, Actinopteri, Perciformes, Serranidae. The coding region runs from base 535 to 2751 and encodes 738 amino acids.